GUCUAGGGCUAGGCUACAAAACCGCAUUCUUAUGCGCAAAACAUGCGCAGCUGUGAGCGCAAAAUAAAUAGUUCCGCACACAGACCCAGAGAAAAAAAGUUCUCAUGCUGGGCUGGACAGAACACCACCCUGAGUACCUAGCUAACGUUACGAGGAUUGGGAACACGCCAAAGACAGCUAACGUGAACUGGGCUUCAUCAAAUCUGGAGGUCCUUUUAACCCAAUAAGAUUUGCUAGCCAAGCGGCGAGAGAAAUUGCAACUUAUAAUGGCCUCGGAAGAGCUUUAUGAGGUUGAGAGAAUUGUGGACAAACGGAAGAACAAGAAAGGAAAGAUUGAGUACCUGGUGCGCUGGAGGGGCUAUGGCUACGAGGGGGACACCUGGGAGCCCGAGACGCACCUCUCUGCCUGUGUGGAGUUCAUUCACGAUUUUAAUCGGCAACACGGUGAAAGACAGAGAGACAGUACUUUACUGCGCUCCACUCGAAGCACUCCCAGCACGACCCACAGUUCGAGAAACAACGCCCGCAAACAGAUCUGCAGGCCUCAGCCACACAGUGGAGCAGGAAGCCAUGCUCUAGUAAAACCCGGGAAUGCCUCUUCCCCCACCGCAGCAGCUACGGCCAUCUCAAAACCGUUGCCACCACUUGACCCUGGCGUGGCACACACUAGAACGAACAUGCAGCUUAACUUGAGCCAAAAGUACAGUGUUUCGGCCACCGGUGACAUUUGUAGACCUGGCUUCACAAGCGGGCCUGCGGCUUCUCCGGUGGGCACGGUGCGUCGGAGCAUGGACCUGGCGAAGUCCGGGAUCAAAAUCCUAGUACCCAAAAGCCCAAUGAGCAGCCGGGCGGACUCUGAGUCUUCGCCUAGCGAGGCGGCCCACUGUCUGGAGCAAGGGGGUCAGGAGCAGGACUCUGUGCCCCCAGAGGUAGCCCUUUUGGAAAAGCCUCCAGGGUUGUUACUGGGGCCUGGGGAAGAAAGAGCGCGCAUGGGGACCCGGCCCAGGAUUCAAAGCCAAAGCCCAUUAAUUCCUCAGCAAGUCCCCAUCACCCCCGCAUCAAUACGCACACUCAAUGGGAAAGGUACAUCAACACUCAUGGAGGCUCUGGCGGCCAAUGGGACAGCUAGCCUGCAGAGUGCAGUGGCAGGAGUCACCCCAGUCUCCGGGGUGGCAGGGAAACGGCGCUUCGAGGAGCAGCGCUCAGUCUUCGACAAGCGCCUUCGGUUCAGCGUCCGGCAGACUGAGAGUGCCUACCGCUACAGGGACCUUGUCGUCAAGAAGCAGGAUGGCUUCACCCACAUCCUGCUCUCCACCAAGUCCUCGGAGAACAACUCACUUAAUCCCGAUGUGAUGAAGGAGAUGCAGAGUGCCAUGGCCACGGCGGCGGCAGACGACAGCAAGCUGGUCCUGCUGAGCGCCGUGGGUAGCAUCUUCUGCUUCGGCCUGGACUUCAUCUACUUCAUUAGACUGCUCACCGACGACCGCAAGAAGGAGAGCAUCAAGAUGGCUGAGACCAUUAGGACAUUCGUGAACACAUUCAUCCAAUUCAAGAAGCCCAUCAUCGUAGCCGUGAAUGGACCGGCGGUGGGCCUCGGAGCCUCUAUCCUCCCGCUGUGUGACGUUGUCUGGGCCAACGAGAAAUCCUGGUUUCAGACGCCCUAUACCACCUACGGACAGACACCCGACGCUUGCGCCUCCCUCACCUUCCCUCGCAUCAUGGGCGUGGCCUCGGCCAAUGAGAUGUUGCUGAGUGGGCGGAAGCUGACAGCCCAGGAGGCCUGUGCUAAAGGCCUCGUGUCCCAGGUGCUGUGGCCCGGGACUUUCACUCAGGAGGUGAUGGUUCGCAUUAGGGAGCUAGUCACUUGUAAUUCAGUUGUCCUGCGGGAGUCCAAAGCACUGGUGCGAAACGCAAACCGGGCCGCCCUGGAGCAGGCCAAUGAACGUGAGUGCGAGGCGCUGAAGAGAGUGUGGGGCUCUUCGCAAGGGGUGGACUCCAUCCUCAAAUACCUGCAGAAGAAGAUUGAUGAGUUUUAAGGAAAGCACGUAUUCCCCAUACGUUCCCAAAUAACCAGAAAAACAUGGCACUAGCAGUGCAUGGCGUUCAAUCUGCAGCCUCUCAAUAUCCCACCAUCCCUCUUGCAUGUAUGAGAGUACAGUGCAUUCGGAAAGUAUUCAGACCCCUUGACCUUUUCCACAUUUUGUUACGUUACAACCUUAUUCUAAAAUACAUUGAUUAAAAAAAAAAUCCUCAAUCUACAAACAAUACCCCAUAAUGACAAAGCAAAAACUAGUU
Messenger RNA from Oncorhynchus mykiss (rainbow trout), 2295 nucleotides. RefSeq names its product chromodomain Y-like protein. Lineage: Eukaryota; Metazoa; Chordata; Actinopteri; Salmoniformes; Salmonidae. Gene Ontology annotation, molecular function: transcription corepressor activity. The record is from RefSeq and is a predicted model, not a curated record. Gene Ontology annotation, cellular component: nucleus.